UGCUUCGUCCGGGUGGCUUCUAUCUUCUUAUACACCGACUUCUCCUCCUCUGAAAGCCCCACACCACCUUUAGCCUCUUUUCCUCCGUCUUUACAGGCCUUUACCUCGGGUGGUAUCGCCGCUUUCCUUUCUUAUUCUACAGUGGAGUCGAUCCGCACGAUGUUUUUGUAGAUUUUCCUCGGAGCGUUCUUGACGGAGGUGUGUGCACUGGAUGAUGUACUCUUGUGCAUAUGCACGCUAUUCAUCAAGACUCCAGUAUUCUGGAUUCUGAGAGUUUGUUUUACAGGUUGUCUGCACUGAGUUAAGGAGAUGCCAACAUUGUUUACUUACCAGUGUAACUAAGGUUUCAUGUUUGAUGUCAUAACCACUAAGCAUACUGCAAAAAAAAAGGAGAAUGGGUUCUGGGUAUUGGUUCAAAACAAUUAUCGGCAGGAAGAAAACAAAGAAAGAUCAGUCAAAGCAAGUGAAGGGCAAUUCUAGUGAACAAUCAAAUGGGUUCAAGUUGAGAAAUCAAUCUCACAGGAAGUCUCAUAAAUUAUAUAAUGGUGCUUCCAGUGGGAAAACUGAUUAUGGUAGCGUGAGGAUUGAGGACUCAGCAGCCAUUCGGAUUCAAACAGCUUUCCGAGGCUUCAGGGCUAGGAAAAAGCUUCGUUCGUUGAAAGGGAUACAAAGACUACAAGUCCUUGCCCAAGGCCAUUCUGUUAAGCAGCAGGCAUCAACCACUUUGAGUUAUCUCCAAUCAUGGGGCAAAAUACAGGCACAAAUUAGAGCUCGCCGUAUUUGUAUGGUAACUGAAGGCCGCAUUAGGCAGAAGAAACAAGACAAUCAAUUAAAACUGGAGGCUAAGCUUCAUGACUUAGAGGUGGAAUGGUGCGGAGGCUCUGAAACGAUGGAGGAAAUAAUUGCCCGGAUUCAACAAAGAGAAGAAGCAGCAAUCAAGCGUGAACGAACUUUGGCAUAUGCAUUUUCGCAUCAGUGGAGGGCCAACCCUGGCUUGAACCAGGGGCCGUUUGUUUAUGAAUGUGGGAAAGGUAAUUGGGGGUGGAGCUGGAUGGAUCGGUGGAUUGCUGCUCGUCCAUGGGAAACCAGACUGCCCACUCGUUCUGUGAUCCCCAAGAAAGAACAGACCAAGGCAACAAGCAAAGUUGGCAACGAUACAGAUCCGUCAGCCCAGAAAGUAUCAGAGUCAGUUAAACCUGCAGCUGCUGACGGGAAAGGCUCUACAAAGAGAUCAUCUCAGUCAAAUGGCGAUAACUUAGUUAACCGAGAGCAACAUGCCAAGGCAGCAGCAACUCAUCAGAAAACCAAGAACGCAAAGAUGAAGCAGGAGCAGCAGCGUCCUUCACAAACCAGUGAAAUUACUGGCUGAGUCUGGCUGGAGAUUAUGUGCCAAAAUCAAAUUAAUUCAUUGUUUGCACUAGUGAGAUCCAUGAUGGUAUAUAUUUAUAAAGAAAUGGCGUGAAGUAUCUCAAAAAAAAAAAUUGAAGGAAAUGAUGGUAUGAAGUGAUAAUUUUCUGUCGUUUUUUUGUCUUUUUUCUUUUCUUUACCAUUCAUUAUGCAGAAUAAAAUUGGCCAUUAAUUCUCCGUUGAA
Molecule: messenger RNA, 1591 nt
Organism: Phoenix dactylifera (date palm)
Lineage: Eukaryota; Viridiplantae; Streptophyta; Magnoliopsida; Arecales; Arecaceae
Product: protein IQ-DOMAIN 10
Molecular function (GO): protein binding
Source: RefSeq, a predicted model, not a curated record